Drosophila rhopaloa is the source of this 3868-nucleotide messenger RNA. RefSeq lists its product as uncharacterized. The transcript is spliced from 3 exons. The record is from RefSeq and is a predicted model, not a curated record. Gene Ontology annotation, molecular function: protein binding. The coding region runs from base 665 to 3868 and encodes 1067 amino acids. NCBI's taxonomy places the organism in Eukaryota, Metazoa, Arthropoda, Insecta, Diptera, Drosophilidae.
CAAACAAAUGUCCUUAUAACCAUGGAAAAACUUCCAGUGAAUUGCACAAUUACAGUACAUCUUAGUACUCCCAGUUACCUGUUGGCCUUUUUUGAGAUUGGAAACGUGACGAAAGUGAUGCCGCCCAAGUUCAAGAAAACCUUAUCAAUCAGUAGGAAACUGUCGUAUUUUGGAAUUAAGACGAAAGUAAAACCUGUUUAUGAAAAGGGAUAUUUUGCAAAUUUAACCGCAAGUUUUUGGACGAUAAGUGAUGAGAAUCUUAGGCUAUUUGGUCGAAUGAAACCAACGCCAUUGCUAUAUGAAAUAGAAGAAAUCGUUCCCAUUAAUGUAUAUCUCAUUGAACAUUGCUCCCCGCGUUUGACAAUGCCAAAGUGCUCUAAUCCCCGAUCCCCAAGAAAAAUACUGGUCAGUCGAGAACUUUUUAUUACUGGCUUAUUUCUGGAAAACUGCAAUUUAACUACCAGGACUACAUAUAAUUGGAGACUGAAGGAUGCGAUUGGGUUAAUUUGCAUCAUAUAAUACACAUAGUCCAGUCCUUGAUAUUCGGCCAUUUACAUUGCGGUUUCCCACUUCCUAUGAACUGUGGCGGAAUUUGUAUGUUUUUGAAGUCGAGGGAAACCUUAAUGGACUGAAUUUCUCUGCCCGCUGCUAUCUAAAACUGGUUAUGGGUCAGGUGGAAGCUGUAAUUCUAGGUGGUAAAACUAGAAGGGCCCAGCAAAGUGAAAUACUUUGGAUGAACGGCUCCACGAGUUACGACUUCUCUAAGAGAAGUAAGGAAAUUCAGUUUUCUUACUAUAAUUGGAACUGCUACUCAUUUGACGAUAGUCGUAAUCCAUUUUGCCAUCAAAACAUAUCGUCGGUUGCUGAGUUUUCUAUUCCAGCCAAUUCCUUAAAAACUGGUUGUAGAUAUAUUUUUCGCUUGCAAGUGUCUAGAGAUGACAAUCCUAAUAUUUCCUCGCAAACAGAGCAAAUUAUUAAAAUGAUAAAUUAUAAUAUCCUAGAAAUAAUGAUAGAAUGUGUAAAGAAUUGUAGAAUGGAUUUCUUCAUUCCGAACUCGAAGGUGCAUCUCGAUUCAAUAUGCACCAAUUGCGGAAAUCAAAAUGUAAGAUACCAAUGGUUUAUCGACGGUCAGUUGGUACUUACUUCCAAGGAGCUGGUUAUGGAUUUACGAACAUCAUUAAAUGAGAUUCGCGUAAAGCUUCUCAUUUCAUCGGAAGAUGGGCGCUACGGUCGAAAAAGUAAGACACUGGUAAAAAAUUUGAGUCCCACUGGUGGGACAUGUUCGGUGAAUCCAAAAGAAGGCUACGAGGCACUCACACCAUUUUAUCCCUGUUGCCGAAACUUUGUGUCAUUGAACAACCCAAUAGAGUAUUGGUAUUAUGCCGGUCCAGUACUUCUCAAUAGCUGUCUAGAUUGCAACUGCGAAGUUUACUUACCUGUCACCGAUUUCAUAAAAGUGCUGGUAUGCGAUGUUUUCUGGUCUUGUCACACCAGUUGGAUAAAGGUUAAAGUCAAUGCCCUGAACAAAGUUCCCCAUAAAGUUCAAAGCCUUCUGGAAGAAGGACCUCUGCAUCGGUAUUUACAAACCAUACAAUCCUUAGCGUCUCACCUAACCAAUGCGGAUUCUGGAACACUUCUUUUAAAUAACUUCACAUCGAUCCAUCCUCAAUCGUGGAGUUCACUCGCAAGAUUGGUUAAUCUGAGUUUAACAUUAGCACACCGUUUAUAUCCCGUAGAUCAAAAGACAAAAGCUUUACUAUCCAUGGUGGCUAUGAAUAUAAAUAAUAACUUACAGGAAAUACACCUCAACGAUAAUAUAUCUUUUCUAACGGAAAAGCCAUUUAUUGACAUUUCUUUAGCUUGCUUAAAGAUCUAUGAAAUGAUGAAAAGAUUACACAAAAUGACCUACCAACCUCCAUGGUCAAUUUAUAAUCAGCAAAUUGACCUUAUCGAAAGAUCCGUCCAAACAUUGGGCAUCGGAAAAACCAUAUUUCCAUGGGUAAUAUUCAACUCUACAUCGGAAACGGAGCGCCUUCAGCGAAGUUUUAGACAUUUUCAACGCAAUCAAUUCCAAUUAAAUCCUGGUUAUAGGAAAGAGGAAGUUGUAGUGGAAGUUCAAUGCUUUGACAAAUUUCCAAAAAAAAACAUCAUUGUAAGGACAAGGGAUAAAAUUCAAGUUGUUACUUUUACGCCAGGCGUUUUUGAAGAAGUUUUGCGCAAAAAUCAUGGUCAUGGCUGUCUUAAGGUGGUAUCUAUUAAACAGAAACUAAAUUGGUGGUACCCACUAGAGAAACAACCAAGUGCUCUUGUAGUUUCUGUUCGCAUUUAUGAAAAAGAAGAUAACUUUACCGUUCAAGUACCGCUCAACAAAACUAAAAUUUCCUUUAAAACGAAGGUGACAUAUCACGCCGAACCGAUUGUUCUAAAUCAGUCGAGAAAGAAGCGUUCGGAUCAUAUUUCCCAUGCUGGAAUAUAUGUAAAUUGCAUGAAAACGGGAACCAUUUGGACUCUUCAUGAAGUUCGUAUGUACCGCAUAAUGCUGAUGGAACACUCAUUACUGGCUGUACAUUUCACUAAGACCACUCACGAUCUACAGAUAGUGCUAAAAACGAGGUAUAAACCUUUGUUUCAUGAAAUUGAAACUUCAACUUGCCUGAUCCCGGCGUUAGAUAAAAUUAAAGUACUGCUUAUGCGAAAUAAUUGCCAUUCAGGAAGGCGGGCCUAUAUUGCAAUACGAAUUGCCUCUAAUAUUUCGGUUAAACAUAGCCCCAAUACACCAAUAGCCGAUGGACCGGCCACUUUUUCGUUUUCCUUUCAAAUUCGUAGCUGUGAUGUUUGGCCAUAUAGCUUUCCACCGGACAAGCAAAAAUGGUUACACUUUGGAUGUUACCCCACAAUGGACCUGAGUUGCAAGAAGGGAAUUCGCUGCACUUGCGAUAUCCUGGGAACAUACACCAACCAUUUGUACUAUAUUCCUCCCAUUGAGGUUCCAGUUGGUGUCUAUACAGAACCACAUCUCAAUGUUAAAAUUGUGAUAUUUUAUGCCAUUACACUGGUUUUUAUACUACUGUGGAUACUUUUGUUCUAUUUAUACCGAAAUGUUCUUCCCAGUAGAACGGUUUUAUAUCAGAAUUUUGAGACGGAGGAUGAGACUACAGGAGAGCUACAUGACUUGACAGUCUGUCUUAAAGUCGGAGGUCGCUUGAAUUCCGGGACCACCGCAUCGGUUACGCUGUUAUUAUAUAGCCCAUUUGAAACCCAGCGGAAGAUUACGAUCUUACAAGAUCCUGAGCAUAUAAUUCUUAAGCAAAAUAUCACAUUAAAUAUAUGCAUACGAACGCGAGACAUCCGUAUACCCACAAAAGUUUUGGUUUACCAUAACAAUGCGGGACGUUUUUCAAGUUGGUAUCUGCGCCGCAUAGAGGUGACCGAUGUUCAAGCCGGCGAAACGCAGGUCUUUAUGGUCAAUAAAUGGAUACAAAAUAAUAUGUUUUUAUUGUCAUCAUCCUUGAUCUAUCGUUCUGGAGACGUAAGGUUCCUCGACAGUUGGAAGACUCGAUUCAAAGCGCACUUUGAGCUGCUUUGGAUCAAUUACUCACUGUGGCAACCUGUGACCGGAAAUUGGAGGGAAUCGCCUAGAUUUCCACGAAUGUCCCGAGCUAAAAGAUUCUGUGUCUUCAUCAGCAAACUACUAGUUUCCUACACAUUGUGUGCUACAUAUUUCGGAUUGACAACAACCCAAAGUUUACAAUUACUCCGAUCCAAGUUUUUAAAUUACAAAGAUUUGGUUAUACUAACCAUCGUCAGCUGGUUGGUGGAUUUGAUUCUGCAAAUAUUAUUUACAGUGGUGAGCUUGAAAUGUGGCUAA